Molecule: messenger RNA, 2573 nt
Organism: Chrysoperla carnea
Lineage: Eukaryota; Metazoa; Arthropoda; Insecta; Neuroptera; Chrysopidae
Exons: 1
Coding region: 9-2342 (777 amino acids)
Molecular function (GO): calcium ion binding
Source: RefSeq, a predicted model, not a curated record
UUCUAAGAAUGGAAUAUGAUAAUAACCUAAUAUCGAAAGAUACAUAUAUUUCUAUUAUUCAAAAGAUAUUAAACACUAACGAAUUUGAAUUUAUUGAUUGGAAAGUUGGUACGACAUACAAGAAACAUUUAAAUGCAGAAUGUACAAUAAAAUUAAAUCAAGAAUCAAAGGUAACAAAUUUAAAUUUUUUUAUAAAAUUUAAAACUGGGCACAAAUCAGAAAUUGAUUGGAAAGAUAAAAUAGAAGUAAAGUUUUAUAAAACUUUAAAUGGAGAACAAAGAUGGGUACCACGAAUGUACGACUAUAUCCAAAAUCAAUGUCUUAUUUUAGAAGAUUUAUCAACCAGAGGCUAUAUGGUAUCGGAAAUGAUCGAUUUUGAUUUUAAUCAUUGUAUUGUUGCAUUAAAAACGAUCGCCCGUUUACAUGCUUAUGGUUUUAAAAAAUUACAUAACAACCAAUAUUCUGGACUGUCUGAAAAAAGUUUUGGAAAUGGUACCUUCAAUAAUUGGUUUAAUAGAAGUGUUGAUUUAUUAUCGAAAAUUUUAGACUUAACACAAAAUGAUAAUGAAUUGAAGAAAAACUUUAGAAGUACAUGUAAAUCUUUGUAUGACAUAUUAACGAAUGAAAAGUAUCCAAAAUCACUGUGUCAUACUAAAUUACUACGAAAAAAUAUAAUGUUUAAAUACGAUAACGAGAAGAAGCCAAUAUGUAGUUGUUUGAUAAAUUUUCAAUCGAUUUCAGCUUUACUACCAACUGUUGAUGUGUUCAUGUUUUUGUAUGCAAACACAUCUUCUAAAUUCCGUGAGUGUCAUUUGUUUGAAUUAACAGAAUAUUACUACAAAGAACUUUCUGAACAACUUGAAAAAUAUCAAUUGAAAGCGUAUCACAUAUUUAACAAAAUUGAUUUUGAGUCAACAUGUAUUGACAUGGUUAAUUUUGGGAGAAUUAUUUGUUUGAUUAAAACAAUAUUUCAAGAAACGAAAAUGAAUGACAAAUUAUCGCAUAGUGAAAACCCUUUCGAUUAUAUUCUUCAUAAUCAAAUCGAUGAUAUUCUCCACGAAUUAGUUCUUAAACAUAACAAAAAAAUGCCGUCCAAAAUGCUGGAGGAAAUUCAAGAAAUCUCAACUACUGGUAAUAUUACAAAAGAACUAUGUUUCAAAUUAAUUAAAGAGAAAUUUAAGUCUGAUGUUGUACUAGAAAAAUUUUCGUGUUAUUUCCCAAACACAAGAAGUGGAUAUCUUGGAUCACAUAAAACUUUAAGUAUAGAUAUUAUAAAUAGCGAUUUACAACCAGUAAAUGUUAAAUAUUUUGUGAAAUUUCUUCCUGAGGAACCAGGUCAACUUGAAUUGUUAGAAUUAUUCAAUGGAUUUAAACGUGAAAUAAUUACAUACAAGGAAAUAUUUGAAACAUUGAAAAAAUUGGGAGUUCAAAUAGAUACAAUAUCUCCUAGUUGUCACGUGGUUGGACACAAUUUUAUAUUAGUUGAUCUGCUAGUUGAUUAUAAAACUGUUCAUAAAUACAAAAUGUUUGAUUAUAAACAUCUCAAUACAAUGUACAAAAGUUUAGCUCGACUCCACGCUGGUAGUAUAAUUUGGGAAGAAAAACUAACUGAACAAGAAGGAAAACGUAUGUUAAUAAGUGAAAAGUAUAGUGGUUUAUUUGUUGAAUGUAUGUAUAAUAAUCCAUCGAUACUUAAAGGAGUGCGAAAUGGAAUAAGUGUUGUAAAUAAUCAUCUGCUAAAAAUGAUAGAUCCUUUUUCUUUGGAACAAAAAUUGCAAAAAUUAUGUGAAAAAAUUCCACAUUUCACAACGGCAUCGUCAAAUUAUCGUAAUGUUUUAAAUCAUGGUGAUCUUUGGUCCAGUAAUAUAAUGUUCGAAUAUUCUGAAGAUAAUGAACCUAUUCAUUGUCGGUUUGUAGAUUUUCAAAUGGGUCGUUAUUUACCACAAUCACAUGACGUAAUGUGUUCUUUAUAUUUAACAACAUCAUCGGAAGUACGUGAAAAACAUAAGUUGAAAUUGUUAACAAAUUAUUAUUCAUAUUUUAAAGCAGAGUUACAAGAGCAUGAUAUUGAUUGUGACAGCAUUAUAACAUUCGAAGAAUUUUUACAAAGUUGUGAGGAAAUGGAACCAUUUGCUAUGCAACAGAAAGCAGGGUAUUAUCAUUUUAUAAUGCAAACGGCUGAAUAUGAAAAAGAAUAUUUAGCAAGUCCUGAAUUACAGAAUCGAUAUUUCAUUCAAAGUGACCGUUCUGAUAUGAUAAUACGAAAUUGCGUAAAUGAUAUUUAUCGAGAAUUGAUAUUGGAUUCUCAUAUUCCCUUAUUAAAUUAUUUAAAAACAUUGUAACUUGAAGAAUGCAGAAAGGGAUCUGAUUUAAACUAACCGGCUCAGCCGUGCGAGUUUGCACGCAUUCGACUUUACUCUAGGCUAGUAAGGUUACUCACUGGGAGGUUGCGGAUUCGAAUCCAGGCAGUAGCAUUCUGAUCAAUUAUAAUUAACAAAUAUAUAUUUAUAAUUAUGGAGCGGUAAAUUGAUCACACUGUCGUCGCUGGGAGAAAAACGAUGUACCCGAUUCCA